This is a messenger RNA of Callithrix jacchus (white-tufted-ear marmoset), 2023 nucleotides long. The record is from RefSeq and is a predicted model, not a curated record. NCBI's taxonomy places the organism in Eukaryota, Metazoa, Chordata, Mammalia, Primates, Cebidae.
CCUGUUCUCACUAACAAUGAAUAAAGCCAAACAUGGCACCAGGGGAAGGAUAAAAUGUGAGUGAAUGGGACUGAUCCAGGCCUUCUCACUUCUCAAGGAAAGCAUCGCAAAGAUGGGCAUCACAUCCAGGGCUGAGAUUGAGGACUGGUUCACGGCAGAGACCCUGGGAGUGUCUGGCACCGUGGACCUGCUGGACUGGAGCAGCCUCAUCGACAGCAGGACCAAGCUCUGCAAGCACCUGGUGGUCCCUAACACACAGACAGGACAGCUGGAGCCCCUGCUGUCCCGGUUUACUGAGGAGGAGGAGCUGCAGAUGACGAGGAUGCUGCAGCGGAUGGAUGUCCUGGCCAAGAAAGCGACAGAGGUGGGUGUGCGGCUGAUGGUGGACGCCGAGCAGACCUACUUCCAGCCGGCCAUCAGCCGCCUGACGCUAGAGAUGCAGCGCAGGUUCAACGUGGAGAGGCCACUCAUCUUCAGCACGCACCAGUGCUACCUCAAGUUCGGCUCCCGCCCAGCCUCUGCCUGCCUGCCUGGGGGCUUGGAGGCCGGCCACAGGAGGGGCUCCUCUCAGCUGAGCUCCAUGGUAUUUGCCUGGUUCCAUGCUGAGCACCUGCCAGGGAGCUUGUGGGAUGGAGGAGAGAGUGGGCUGUGCCCCCGAGGGGCAAACCAGCCAAGAGUGUUUAAUGAGCAGGAGGAAGACAGUAAUCUUUAUGAGGAUCCACUAGAUGUGCCCGACACCCCCAACUUGGAAGGCUUCACUUUGGCCCUGGCCCCACAGGAUGCCUAUGACAAUGUGACCCUGGAUGUGGAGCUGGCUCGCCGUGAGGGCUGGUGUUUUGGGUCCAAGCUGGUGUGGGGUGCAUACAUGGCCCAGGAGCGAGCCCGUUCGGCAGAGAUUGGCUAUCAGGACCCCAUCAACCCCACGUACGAGGCCACCAACACCAUGUACCACAGGUGCCUGGACCACGUGUUGGAGGAGGUGAAGCACAAUGCCAGAGCCAAGGUGAUGGUGGCCACCCACAACGAGGACUCAGUGCGAUUCACACUGCGCAGGAUGGAGGAGCUGUGCCUGCAUCCCGCUGGCCACCAGGUGUAUUUUGGCCAGCUGCUAGGCAUGUGUGACCAGAUCAGUCUCCCGCUGGGCCAGGCCGGCUACCCCGUGUACAGGUACGUGCCCUACGGCCCAGUGAUGGACGUGCUGCCCUACCUGUCCCGCCUCGCCCUGGAGAACAGCAGCCUGAAGGGCGCCCGUCGGGAGCGGCAGCUGCUGUGGCUGGAGCUCUUGCGGCGGCUCCAAACUGGCAGCUUCUUCCAUCGCCCUGCCUAGCACUCGAGAACCCACCCUUGGCCUCCAGGCACCCCAGUUGUGGCCUCCAGGGACCCUCACCCCUCCAGGCCAUCACCACAGCUGUAGCCAACCCCAUCCUCACACAGAUUCACCUUUUUUCACCCCACCCUUCAGAGCUGCUGGAUGUGGGCCAGGUGCCUCCCAGCCCCGCCCAGGGUGUGGGCCGAAUCUGAUACCUGCCUCAGAAAGCUGCUGGGAACUGUGGGGAAUCCUCGGAUGUGUGGGCCCAAGCCCCUACCUCUGUGACCCGCAUAUCCUUGGACCUAGAGGAUUGUCUGCCUUCUGCCAGGGGCAGCCCACAGAGCUCGAGCCCCCUCGGGGAGCAGUGGCCGGGCUGGGGAGGCCUGUCUGGUCAAUAAAGCACUGUUCCUACAGCUGAGAGCCCUUGCUCCCACACAGGGUCAGCUCUGGACAGCAAGAGGGAGGGGCUCAGACAGGGUCCCAGAAGUCUCAGCCCAGACUCUGGCCUCCAGUGUCAUCUGUUCCUGGAGGCUAGGCCCUGUGCAGACCUGGCCACCCCCAACCCUGACUCCACAACUCAGGACCCAGCAGGGCCCCUGGGCUCAGGGCAGCAUGGAGGGGACUCAUGCAGAUGCAGAGGCCAAGCUCCCCAGGUGGGCCUGACACCCCUCCCCCUGGGGCUCCUUCUCAGGCCAUUCCCUGGCAUCCUGAGUC